Molecule: messenger RNA, 1738 nt
Organism: Xenopus tropicalis (tropical clawed frog)
Lineage: Eukaryota; Metazoa; Chordata; Amphibia; Anura; Pipidae
Source: RefSeq, marked predicted
GCGGCCAUAUUCGAAGAUGGCAGGAAAGUGAUGUAGUUUCUGCUGCUCGGGUAACGUUGUUUCCUGUACAAUUGAAACCUAUAGGUGUUUGCUGCGUAUUAGAGGAUGUUUAGCUUGAACAAGGUUUGUGACAAAGUUAUGUACUUGAAAUGUCGCACAAUUCCUUAAAAAUGCCAAUUAUUCAAUGGCUUCAGCUUCCUCAGGAGAUCCUUUUGCACAUUUUUACGUACCUUUCACCAUCAGAAAAGGCAAAUGUUCGGGCCACAUGCACUUAUUUACGGACUCUGGUUGACCAUCCAUCUUUAUGGAAAAACAGUACUAUUCUUUUUAGGAGUAUAGGAAUUUUCAAUGCUAAAUUCUGGGACACACUUCAGAGCCGAAAGAUCUGCUCAGUGGAGGUGACUAAAGUAACUCUGAAGCAGUUUAAGAAGAUGACCCUUUCAUUGCCUGAUCUUUCCACUGUCAGAAUGGACUCCUGUUUGAAAGGAGAGAUCCUUCAAGGGCUAAGACCACUUGUGAAUCUAAAACAGUUGCAUUUAACAGACUGUUCCCAUGUGUCAGACCAUGAUAUAUUUUCAGAAAUUGUUAAUUUUCAGCAACUUACACAUUUAUCUUUAUGUAAAGUGUUUUUCUCAAAUGCUCUCCCACUGACUAGCAUUGUUUUACUUCAAAACCUCUAUUCCCUGUCUCUUCAUUCAAAAGAUGGUACUGUGCCUGAAAGGGCUCUACAGUAUAUCCUUUUUAGACUUCCAAAACUUCAAGAGCUUUCCCUGGCAGUUGGCAAUAUGAAUAAAUGGAAGCUGUCUCUGUGCUUUAAUAGGCCAGACCAUUUUAUAUUAGCAGCUGAUGAAAUACCUUGUAUCCCAAGACUGCAACUCCAGAAACUGGAACUGCUAAAUUCAAGCUGUGCAAGUCUCUCAGCCAAUGCAUUUGAUCAGCUGUCUACCCUAACCUCUGUUUGUCUGCGGCAUUACAAAUACUUGCAGCAUGAAGAUUUCAUUGAAGCUAUCUUUAUGAAGCUCCCUAACCUGAUUGAGCUAAAGAUUGAAUGGGCUGCUCCCUUUGAACCAUUUUUGGGACCCAUCACUUCCAAGUUAGAAAAAUUGAGUGUUGUGGGAACAAAGAUCUGUAAUGCAACUCUAAAGUGCAUCUCCCAGAGUACCAGUGAAUUAAAGUGCCUGAACUUGAGUUUUUCACAUGGAUAUGAUGAAGAGAUCAUUAAACGUUUCCCUUGUUUAUUUCCAAAACUGCAAAGUCUCUACCUCAGUAAUGCCAGGCUGACGGAAGAAGCAUUAGUGGUGCUGGCCAACCUGUACUCUUUGCGAGUUCUUGAUAUUUCAAACAAUCAGCAUUUGACUCCAGAAGCUAUACUUGCUUUUAAAAAGAUUACAUGCAACAGAGUUUCUUUAAUACUCAACAGGCCAAGUGAGAAUGCACAAUACUGCUGCUGGUGAUGGAGAAAUUUUCCUUACAGUUGGGAUUCCUUGUCUAUCAGCUUUACAAACCACUUCAGACUGCUAACAAACUAUACCUAUGAAAAUUAUUUAUAAAGAAUUCAAAUCUGUUUUUAUUUAUUUUGUAAUCUUAUGCAAUAGCCAAAAUCAACAGGACAAAGACCUGGAUUUAUUAUAAUUUUAAAAAAAAAUCUUUAUUUUUUCAUGAUUUAUAAAAUUAGAAUUUGAGUAUAAAACAGGGUCACUGUAUGCAAUCUGCUAAGAGCAAUAAAGUGCUACAACAA